Aureobasidium namibiae CBS 147.97 is the source of this 1308-nucleotide messenger RNA. RefSeq names its product NADH kinase-like protein POS5. The record is from RefSeq and is a predicted model, not a curated record. Lineage: Eukaryota; Fungi; Ascomycota; Dothideomycetes; Dothideales; Saccotheciaceae. Gene Ontology annotation, biological process: NAD+ metabolic process; NADP+ biosynthetic process. The transcript has 2 exons. Gene Ontology annotation, molecular function: NAD+ kinase activity. The coding region runs from base 1 to 1308 and encodes 435 amino acids.
AUGACACGGCCAUGUCUGCCUCUGCUGCGAUCUGUCGCCCGGAGAUGCUUUUCUCAUUCGGCGAUCCGCCGUGAAUUGCGCGACAUUGCUGUUCUGCCAGACCGCAUCCGCCCUUCGUACCAAGAGACCAAGCACCACGAUCUCCUCUCGCUACAAUGGCCUCAGCCCCCUCGGAACAUCCUGAUCGUCCACAAGUCUGGCUCCGACACUGUCGAUGAAGCCGUCCACGAAUACGCCAACCACAUCCACUCGACCUAUCCUGACGUCUCUCUGAUCUUCGAGCCCAAGGUCGCCGAAGCCUUGCAUACCGACUUCUCCUUCCCCAUUUACACCACCACGGAAGCGUCGAAAAAUGUUCGUCUGCAAGACAAGGUCGAUUUGACCUCAACUCUGGGCGGUGACGGCACAAUCUUACAUGCCUCAUCUCUGUUCGCAAACGCCCAGAAUGUCCCACCAAUUCUCUCUUUCAGCAUGGGUACCCUGGGCUUCCUCGGCGAGUGGAAGUUCUCGGACUACAAGCGUGCCCUCCGCGAAGUCUACAUGUCAGGUGCAACAGCAGGCUACGGCAGUGCCCUUCUGGAGACAGAAUCUGGUAAAGAGAAGGACGUCUUCUCAGGCUGGAGCUCGGUCCGUGGCAUGUCCAUGGGCCCAUCACGUUCAUCUCGCGUACUUCUCAGGAACAGACUCAAGGUCGGUAUCUUUGCUGCAGACGGUACUCCAAUCACCCACGCCGAUCCUUCGUCGCCCAUGUGCUCUUCCGACUGCGAAGUCAACAACAACUGUGACGUCUUCGCCAUGAACGAAGUCCUGCUCCACCGUGGCCGCACACCUCAUCUCAGCAUCAUCAACAUCUACGUCGGAGGUCGCUUCUUGACCGAAGCCGUAGCCGACGGCAUGUUGAUAAGCACACCUACGGGCUCGACAGCCUACUCACUAUCCUCUGGCGGCAGCAUCGUCCAUCCUCUGGUCUCGUCCCUUCUCCUUACUCCAAUCUGCCCUCGCAGUCUCUCCUUCCGCCCUCUUGUUCUUCCCUCCAAUACUCCUAUCACUCUGCGUCUGUCCCCCAAGAACCGCAGUGAUGAGAUUGAGUUGUCUGUCGAUGGAGUUCGCAGAGAGAAAGGCUUGACGCGAGGCAUGGAGGUCAGGGUUGUCGGUGAAGAAGUCAGGAGCGAAGAGAGGACCUGGGGCGGUGGCGGUGUGCCGUCUAUUGUUAGAACCGGAGGAAGCAAUGUCGCCGAUGGUCAUGACCAUUGGGUCGGUGGCUUGAAUGGUUUGUUGAAGUUCAACUUCCCCUUUGGCGAGGAGUAG